UUCAAUGAAGUGUAAAAGAGAGUCAUUGCCAUCUUCAUCUUCAACGCAUCAGUGGAAAUACGAAGUAUUUCGUAGUUUUAAGGGUGAGGAUACCCGUUAUAAUUUUACCGGCCAUUUAUAUGCUGCUUUGAAACAGAAAGGCAUUAUUACUUUUAGAGAUGAAGAAGGGCUCGAGAGAGGAAAAACUAUUUCUGAGCUCUUCAAAGUAAUAGAAGAAUCACAAUUUGUUAUCAUCAUUCUCUCAAAAAACUAUGCAUCUUUUAAGUGAUGCUUGGAUGAGCUUACCAAGAUUAUCAAAUGUAGGGAAGAAACAGGACUGAUAGUUUUACCAAUUUUUUAUGAUGUGGACCCAACUGAUGUACGAAAACAAACAGGAACUUUUGAACGAGCCUUUAUUGAUCACCAAAAAUGCUUUGAGGAUAACAUAGAAAAAGUGCAAACAUGGAGAGCUGUUUUAAGAGAAGUGGCUGAUAUCUCUAGUUGGCAUCUACAAAAUAGGCAUGAGUCUGAAUUUAUCCAACACAUUGUGAAAGAGAUGAUGAAGAAAUUGAGUUCUAAAUUCUCAGGCAUUACCACAAACUUGAUAGGAAUAGAAUCUACGAUGGCAAAAUUUAUCCCUUCAUAUUUAGGUUUUGAGAAUAAUGUUCGCAUGAUAGGGAUUUAUGGUAUGGGGGGUUUGGGAAAAACAACUCUUGCUAGAAUUGUUUAUGAUGAAUUUCGUAGUCAUUUUGAUGGUUUUAGUUUUAUUGCUAAUGUUAGGGAAGAUUCAAAAAAACAUGGUUUGCCUAUAUUACAACAGCAGCUUCUUGAAGACACUUUGGUUGAUGGAAAUAUAUGUAUAAGGAAUGUCUAUGAUGGAGUUGAGAUGAUUAAGAAAAGGUUGCGUUACAAAAAAGUUUUACUUGUUAUAGAUGAUGUUGACCAUUUGGAUCAAUUAAAAUAUUUGGUUGGAGACCAUGGUUGGUUUGGAUUGGGGAGUUGGAUCAUUAUAACAACUAGAGAUGAACAUGUGUUAAUCCAACUUGGAGUGCUUAAAAGAUAUAAUCUUAAUGGAUUAAAUAAUGAUGAUGCUUUGAAACUUUUUUGUUUGAAAGCCUUCAAAAAGGAGCAACCCAAAAAAGAUUAUAUUCAACUCUCCCAACAAGUUGUGAAAUAUGCUAAUGGCCUUCCAUUAGCUCUUGUUACUUUGGGUUCCUUUUUGGUUGGAAGAACAAUAGAUGAAUGGCAAAGUGCAUUGCAUAGUUUUAAGAAAAAUAAAGGAGAAAUAUUUAAUAUACUUAAAAUAAGUUACGAUGGACUAGAGGAAAUGUGGAAGGAGAUAUUCUUAGAUAUUGCAUGUUUCUUUAGAGGGCAUGAUAAAGAUAAAGUAAUAGAAAUAUUAGAGAAUUGUGGUUUUGAUGCAAGAAUUGGUGUAAGUGUCCUUGUGGAAAGAUCUCUCCUAACGGUGGAUGACAAGGAAUGUUUUGGGAUGCAUGAUCUACCAUCAGAAAUGGGUCAAAAAAUUAUUCGUUUUGAAUCAGGUGGAAAACUUGGAAAGCAAAGUCGGUUGUGGCUUGUUGAGGACUUGCUUCAUGUAUUGGAGAAUGAUAUGGCAACAGAAGCAAUUCAAGCCGUAGUUGUCAAAGGCCGGAAAGAGGAUUUCAACCUUGAAGAUUUUUCUGAAGGGUUUUCAAAGAUGUCUAAUCUUAGAUUGCUAAUAAUUAAUGGAAUGUAUUCUCCUAAUGACCAAAGACAUCUUACUCUUCCUAAUAGCCUAAGAUAUCUUCGGUGGAAGGACUGUCCUUUCAAAUGUUUGGCAUCCAGUCACAAACAACGAAUGGCGUUUGUUCACCUUGAGUUGCGGAGCAGCAAACUUGAAUAUCUUUGGGAAGGAGCAAUGUAA
Molecule: messenger RNA, 1882 nt
Organism: Quercus lobata
Lineage: Eukaryota; Viridiplantae; Streptophyta; Magnoliopsida; Fagales; Fagaceae
Product: TMV resistance protein N-like
Exons: 3
Coding region: 536-1882 (448 amino acids)
Biological process (GO): defense response
Molecular function (GO): ADP binding
Source: RefSeq, a predicted model, not a curated record